Molecule: messenger RNA, 1803 nt
Organism: Nicotiana attenuata
Lineage: Eukaryota; Viridiplantae; Streptophyta; Magnoliopsida; Solanales; Solanaceae
Exons: 17
Molecular function (GO): methyltransferase activity
Source: RefSeq, a predicted model, not a curated record
UUUUCUGCUUAUUCCAUUCUUUCAUACUUCCGCGACCACCAUCUUCUGCAGCUCUUUGGUCUCCCUCAAUUGCUCACUGUAAGAUGGAAAUCAUAUGCAUAUGUAAACAAGGUUAAGGAGGAUCUGGAGAAGAGAGGCUGCCAAGUAAGAACUGGUUGUGAAGUAAAUUCUGUAUCGACAAAUGAAGAAGGUUGUACCAUAGCUUGCAAUGAUGGUGCCAAAGAAGUAUAUGAUGGAUGCGUAAUGGCUGGACAUGCUCCAGAUACUCUGAAAAUGUUAGGCAAAGAGGCAACAUAUGAUGAAACAAGAAUUCUGGGUGCUUUCCAGUAUAUCUAUAGUGAUAUUUUCCUUCACCGUGACAAAACAUACCUGCCUCGUGACCCGGCAACAUGGAGUGCUUUGAACUUUCUUGGAAUCAUGAAUACUAGAGGAUGCAUGACAUAUUGGCUAAAUAUAAUCCAGAAUCUUGGUGACUCAAAGUUGCCUUAUCUCGUAACCAUCAAUCCUCCUCACACACCAGAGAAUACGUUGCUUAAGUGGACAACAAGCCACCCAAUCCCCUCAGUUGCUGCAUCAAAAGCUUCAUGUGAGCUAGACCAAAUACAAGGAAAGAGAGGAAUAUGGUUUUGUGGAGCAUAUCAAGGCUAUGGCUUCCAUGAGGAUGGACUAAAGGCAGGUGUGGCUGCUGCAGAUGGUGUUCUUAGAAGGAAUUGUAGUAUUCUGCACAACGCCAAGCACAUGGUACCAACCUGGCCUGAAACAGGAGCACGCCUCAUCGUUACUAGAUUUCUCAAAAGUUUCAUUGAAACAGGAUGCAUAAUCUUGUUGGAAGAUGGAGGUACAAUUUUCACCUUCCAAGGAACAGACAGGAAAUGCUCUCUCAAAGUUUCUCUUAGAGUUCAUAGUACACAGUUUUACUGGAAGGUUGCAACUCAAGGUGACUUAGGCCUUGCUGAUGCUUUUAUUCAUGGGGAUUUCUCUUUUGUUGACAAGAAUGAAGGUCUUCUUAAUCUUUUCAUGAUAUUUGUUGCCAACAGAGAUUUGAAAGCAUCAGUCACAAGGUCUAGUAAGAAAAGUGGCUGGUGGACACCACUGCUUUCUACAGCAGCAUUAUCAUCUGCAAAAUAUUUCAUUCAACAUGUUUCAAAUCAAAACACCCUGACAAAGGCUCGACGGAAUAUCUCUCGUCAUUAUGACCUGAGUAAUGAACUCUUCUCACUCUUUCUGGAUGAGACAAUGACAUACUCAUGUGCAAUAUUCAAGAGUGAGAAUGAAGAUCUGAAAGUUGCACAACUUAGAAAGAUUUCUCUUCUCAUUAAAAAGGCUAAAAUUAGCAAGGAACAUCACAUUUUAGAGAUUGGAUUUGGUUGGGGAAGUUUGGCUGUGGAAGUUGUCAAGCAAACAGGAUGUAAAUAUACUGGUGUAACUCUCUCCGAGCAGCAACUAAAGUAUGCACAAUCAAUAGUUCAACAAGCAGGCCUUCAGGAUCAAAUAACAUUUCUCCUAUGUGACUAUCGCCAAAUGCCAAAUAACUACAAAUAUGACAGGAUUAUAUCAUGUGGGAUGUUAGAACAUGUUGGUCAUGAUUUCAUAGGGGAAUUCUUUUCUUGCUGUGAAUCUGCACUGGCAGAAAAUGGGCUUCUGGUUGUACAGGUAAUGAACACAUUCCACUUUGUUCACUUUUCCCUUCAAAUUUUUAGGCUGAUUUUCAAAGUGUUGGCUUUCCUUAGUUCAUUUCAAUACCAAACGAGAGAUACGAAAAAUACAGGCAGAGCUCAGACUUCAUAAAAGAGUAUAUAUUCC